UCAAGCUGUGUUUGUGUGUGCUGCCGGGGACUCCUCCACUUCCUCGCGUCUGUUCCUGUCUAGGAUCUGACGGUCCCGCUGACAGCAGCCGCGGCUUACAGCGCGUCCUCCGGCACCCAGGGCUGCAGCGGGUUGUGUGUGUAUAUGUGUGUGCGUGAGGGGAAAAUGCCAUCACGAUAGCUCCAAUCAUUUCCACACACACUCACACUUUACAGGUCGCACAGCGGUGGUAGAAAAAAGAGCAUCCUGGCCCCAGCAACCAGCAGAUCUUAAAGCGGGACUGUCCGACGGGCUAGCUUCUAGGUGUCGCUGGUGCAGCUAGCUACAGAGCUAACUCCCUCUACGUACAACCGUUUACAAGAGGGGAACAUCAUUGAAUAAAGUGGAUUUCCGUGGAAGCCGCUGGAACUGCUUCUCUGUGGACCUUGCCCCGGACCCUAUUCGCCGUUUCAAUCACAGACGUCGGGAUAUAAAGCCGCGAUGGACAACCUCAGUGAAGCCCUGGAGAAGUUGAAGCUUGGCCCUGGCAGCCGAGCCCCAGACAGUGUGGAAGGCAGCCUCGACUGCCUGCUCAAAGCACUAGCACACAACAAUACAGAGGCCAGCAUGAAGAUCCAGGAGAUGGGCGUCCUUCCCAGCCUCCCAGCCCUGCUGUCCUCCGAGUCCACGUGCACGGCCAAGGUAGCCAACAUCAUCGCCGAGGUGGCCAAGAAUGAGUUCAUGCGGGGCCCCUGUGUGGACGCGGGUCUCAUCCCCCCCCUGGUGCAGCUGCUGACCUCCCCGGACCAGGAGCUGCUGCUUCAGACGGGCCGUGCCCUGGGCAACAUCUGCUACGACAGCCAUGAGGGCAGGAGUGCAGUGCAGCAGGCGGGAGGGGCACAGCUAGUAGCAGAACACAUUAAGUGCCUCUCCCUAAAUACUGAGCCGGCCAAUGAGAAGCUCUUGACUGUCUUUUGUGGCAUGCUGAUGAACUAUAGCAAUGAUAAUGACUCCCUGCAGGCCCAGCUGAUCAACAUGGGGGUUAUCCCAACACUGGUGAAGCUGUUGGGGGUCCACUCUCACAACACCGCCCUGACGGAGAUGUGCCUUAUAGCCUUUGGGAACCUUGCCGAGCUCGAGUCCAGCAAGGAGCAGUUUGCGUCGACCAACAUCGCCGAGGAGCUGGUGAGGCUGUUCCAGAAGCAGACAGAGCACGAGAAGAGGGAGAUGGUGUUCGAGGUGCUGGCGCCGCUGGCGGAGAACGAUACGAUCAAGCUGCAGCUGGUGGAGGCGGGCAUGGUGGAGUGUCUGCUGGAGGUGGUGGGGCAGACGGUGGACGGGGACCGGGAGGAGGACGUGGCCCAGCUGAAGACGGCCUCCGACCUGAUGGUGCUGCUGCUGCUGGGAGACGAGUCCAUGCAGAAGCUGUUUGAGGGGGGCAAGGGCAGCGUGUUCCAGCGGGUCCUGUCCUGGAUCCCGUCCAACAACCACCAGCUGCAGCUGGCCGGGGCCCUCGCUAUCGCCAACUUUGCCCGCAACGACGGUAACUGCAUCCACAUGGUGGACACGGGCAUCGUGCAGCAGCUGCUGGAGCUGCUCCGGCGCCACGUGGACGAGGGCAACGUCACCGUGCAGCACGCCGCUCUCAGCGCCCUGCGCAACCUCGCCAUCCCCGUGGUGAACAAGGCCAAGAUGCUCUCGGCCGGCGUGGCGGACGUGGUCCUGAAGUUCCUGCAGUCGGAGAUGCCCCCGGUGCAGUUCAAGCUGCUCGGGACGUUACGCAUGCUCAUCGACACGCAAGCCGAGGCCGCGGAGCAGCUGGGAACCAACGACAAGCUGCUGGAGCGCCUGGUGGAGUGGUGUGAGGCCAAGGACCACGCCGGGGUCAUGGGCGAGUCCAACCGCCUGCUCUCCGCCCUCAUCCGGCACAGCAAGUCCAAGGCCGUCGUCAAGGUGGUCAUCGAAGGGGGAGGAGUCAAGCACUUGGUCACCAUGGCGACCAGUGAGCACAUGAUCAUGCAGAACGAGGCGCUGGUGGCCCUGGGUCUGAUCGCGGCCCUGGAUCUGGUGGCGGCGGAGAAGGACUUCGAGGGCUCCGGCCUGGUGGCCAUGCUCCACCGGCUGCUGGCGGACGAGCGGAGCGCCCCGGAGAUCAAGUACAACUCCAUGAUCCUGGUCUGCUCCGUCAUGGGCUCAGAGCCUCUCCACAAGGAGGUGAGGGGCCUGGCCUUCAUGGACGUGGUGGCCAAGCUGCGCACCCACGACAACAAGACGGUGUCCCACCAGGCCUCGCUCACCGAGCAGAGGCUCACCUCGCAGAGCUAA
Messenger RNA from Gadus chalcogrammus (walleye pollock), 2304 nucleotides. It is a transcript of the gene rap1gds1, whose product is annotated as RAP1, GTP-GDP dissociation stimulator 1. The transcript has 15 exons. Lineage: Eukaryota; Metazoa; Chordata; Actinopteri; Gadiformes; Gadidae. Gene Ontology annotation, molecular function: protein binding; guanyl-nucleotide exchange factor activity. The record is from RefSeq and is a predicted model, not a curated record. The coding region runs from base 481 to 2304 and encodes 607 amino acids. Gene Ontology annotation, cellular component: cytosol. Gene Ontology annotation, biological process: positive regulation of GTPase activity.